AUGUCAACAGACGCUUUUAAAGGCAGGCUCCUUACUAUUAAUGAAGUUUUAUCAUGUAUUCCUCCAUCUGCAAAUUAUCCUCUUGAUACCAGUACUUCGAUUAACUCAACAAAAGUAUAUGGCGCUUGGCCUACAAAAAUAGCGCGUUGGAAUGAAUUUUUAACAGAAGUGAAGCGGUACAACUUUUUUGAACAGGAGAUAUUCAAGAGACCACAAUUUUUUCAUGGUGUACAAAGAGUCGUUGAGACAAAUGUCUACACAGCUAUGGAAGUCAAUAUAUUUGGUGUAUUGAACGAGGUUAUGAAAAAAUAUAUGUUUGCAAAGCAGAAGGAUUCCGACUUCUCUAGAAAUGACCCUAAUAUUGGUCCUUUCGUACCUGAUUAUACUUGCCGUCUUAAAAUUAACGAUACUUUCACGAAGAAAAUCUUGGCAUUAGAAAUCAAGAGAGACAUCCUUUUAAGGGAUUUGGUAGGAUUGACUGAUGAAAAGCUGGAAAGGCAAGAUUUUAGUUCCCAUUCACAUGAUAUAAUUAGGCAAAUUUACAAUUAUAUGUCAUCAUUACAACUUCAAUAUGGAAUUCUUUCAAGUUAUGAUAUUCACUUUUUCCUGUAUCGACCAAAACAUACUCAUACGGAGCUUCACAUUUCACACCCUCUUCAACGUGUUUCAAUCAAUCCACCAGUGCUUAAAUCAUACGCAUAUUUGGCUCAGUUAGCAGAGGAAGAUUCCACAUCUCCCCAUCAUAACAUAAUGAAUAGUAGUAGACAAAAUUUAGCUUUACAGCAAAGUCAACAAAAUUUUGGAGGUGGCCAGAUUCCCAGAAGUUUGAAUAAUUCUCGUUAUAACUUGAGAAGUUUGUCGAGAACGUCUGAUAACCGAGGAUCACGGGAAAAUCAGGAUCCAAUGGAACAUGUUUUUGAUUGUUCUGAAUUUAAGUUUGAACGUUCAUUAGGCUAUGGACAAACCGGAGGGACUUACCGAUGCGAAUUCCAUGGGCAAAUAAUAGCUCUGAAGGCCUUAGAUCUAUAUAAGAAUAGAAAAUUUUUUUAUAAAAUGCAAAAUGAAAUCGAAAUAUACAAUCUUCUUUCUAAAGUUCAAGGAUUAUAUAUUCCAAAAUUGGUAUGUUAUGGUUAUUAUGGGGGUGGAAUGGGCUAUGUUAUGGGUAUGACAAUUGUUGGUACUAUUUUGAACUUACAUAAAAUAGAGGAAUGGCAAAAGGAUAUGGCUCUCAAGGCAUUAAAGAUAAUUCAUAGUCAUAACGUUCUUCACAACGAUAUUCGAAAAGAAAAUAUCUUAGUUAAUGAAAAAGGUAAUGUAUAUUUUAUUGACUUUGGGAAGUCAAUUGUUACUGAUAAAAAGGAGCUGUUUCUACAAGAGGAAUCUGAAUUAUCCCGUUUAUUCGAUUGCUAUAUGUAA
This is a messenger RNA of Funneliformis mosseae, 1416 nucleotides long. The record is from the annotation of a GenBank genome assembly. NCBI's taxonomy places the organism in Eukaryota, Fungi, Glomeromycota, Glomeromycetes, Glomerales, Glomeraceae.